AUGUCCAUCACUGACAUCCAACUCCCCACAGUAGAUGAGGAUCUCUCCAGAGUGAUAACAGAAAUCCAGACCCUACCUUUCCGGAUUGAAAUGGACCAACCGGAUUCCGAGGUUUCUGGAUCUCGCGAGAGGACAGGCCGGAAGGGUUGGGAAGAGAUUGUGAUUGUGGCUGCCCCUGGCAGCGAGCGCUGUGUGUCAGGAUGUUGCAUGAGGAGGUGGUGCCCUAGCUUGGAAGGGGUGGCAGGAGGGGUGCCUCAACCAGAGGUAUCUCAGCCAGGAGGGGCAACAAGAGGGGUGCCUCCCCCAGCCCUCAGCACCAGGACCCGAGGCAAGCAAGGGACACCAGAACCACCUGAACAGACCCCGGGGGACCCAGUUCCAGUGUUCACAGUCCGGAUGGUGGGUGAUCGCUACAAUUGGAAAUCCCAAAACCCUCCUUUCUCUGAGGAACCCCAGAAACUCAUUACCCUAUUGGAAUCUAUUUUGUUCACACACCAUCCCACUUGGGAUGAUUGUCAGCAAUUAUUACAGGUACGCUUCACCAUGGAGGAACGUGAACGAAUCCUCCACGAGGCUCGCCGACAUGUUCCUGGGAUAGACGGGCUCCCCACAACCCAGCCUCACCUCAUAGAGGCGGCUUUUCCCUCCACUCGUCCCCCCUGGGACUUUGAGCUACAAGAAGGUAGGGAUCACCUACGUGUCUAUCGCCAGGUUCUCAUGGCUGGUCUCCGUGCUGCGGCUCGCAAGCCGACUAAUUUGGCUAAGGUAUAUUUAGUUAGACAAGGGCCUGAUGAGAGCCCUGCUGCCUUCUUGGAGAGGCUCCAGGAGGCCUUUUGCCUAUACACUCCUAUGGACCCCCUGGCAGAAACCAGUAGGGCAGCAGUCCUACUCUCAUUUGUCAACCAAUCGGCCCCCGAUAUCCGCCGAAAGCUCCAAAAGAUAGAAAACCUGGGAGAGCAGUCUAUAAGUGACCUCCUUAAGGUAGCUGAGCGAGUGUUUAACACCCGAGAAACUCCUGAGGAAAGGGCAGAGCGCCUACACCAGGAGGAGCGGGAAUACAAAACCAGGCAGCACCAAGAGGAUCAGGAGUACAAAGACAGACAGGACAGAAAGAAUCAGAAAGACCUAGCUAAGAUCCUGGUGGCUGGGCUGUCCCAGCAACUGCAGAAGGAACUCCCCAGUAAUCGAGGGGGCCGCUCACGUUGCUUCCAAUGCGACCAGGAAGGAUGGGACUCUCAACCCCUCCCAGAGUCCUGGGUAACCCUGAAGGUGGAGGGGAAACCAAUGAACUUUAUGGUUGAUACAGGUGCUCAGUUUUCAUUUUUAACAAAACCUGUAGGGGCAGUCUCCUCUAAAGCCAGUUGGGUGCAGGGUGCCACCGGUACCAAAAAAUAUAAUUGGACCACUGGCUACCAGGUGGACCUUGGUCGCCAUCGAGUUACUCAUUCCUUUCUUGUCAUCCCUGAUUGCCCAGCCCCUCUCCUAGGACGGGAUCUCCUGCAAAAGGCAGGGGCCCAUAUCCAUUUCUCAAACUCUGGGGUCUCAGUCACAGAUGAUCAAGGUUCACCUCUACAUGUUUUGACUCUAUCCCUCCAUGAUGAGCAUCGCCUCCAUGCAGACCCUGCCCCGCUGGAAGUUCUAGACCACGUCCGCCCCUGGAUGGACAAGGUACCUGAGGUAUGGACUGAGAUUUCGGGCAUGGGCCUGCCGUCCAUCAUUGUGGCACUUAAACCAGGGGUGACUCCAGUGAGGGUCAAGCAGUAUCCCAUGUCCUUGGAGGCUCGAAGAGGGAUUGCCCCACAUAUCACUCGUCUUCGGGAAGCAGGUAUUCUGGUCCCCUGCUGAUCCCCAUGGAACACCCCUCUCCUACCUGUCUGCAAGCUAGGAGGACAGGACUUUCGCCCUGUCCAAGAUUUGAGGGAGGUGAAUCUGCGUGUGGAGGACAUCCACCCCACUGUACCUAACCCAUACACUUUGCUGAGCUCACUGCCACCUGACCUCAGCUGGUACACCACCCUCGACUUAAAGGAUGCCUUCUUCACCUUGCCACUAGCCCCCAUUAGCCAGCCCUUGUUCGCCUUUGAGUGGCAUGAUGAGCAGGCGCAAACAACAGGUCAACUAACGUGGACUCGGUUGCCCCAAGGGUACAAAAAUUCCCCGACAAUCUUCAAUGAGGCCCUCACCUCAGAUUUAAGGGAAUUCCGCAGUUACCCCCUAAUUACCCUCCUCCAAUACGUAGAUGACCUCUUACUCGCUGCUCCUACCCAAGUGGCUUGUGAAACCGCUACCCAGGGCCUGCUAGAGACUCUAGGUCACCUUGGUUAUAGGCUGAGCACUAAGAAGGUCCGUAUAGCCCAGCGGGAGGUCACCUACCUGGGAUAUAAGCUUCAAGGGGGACAAUGGUGGCUGACCCAGGCCAUGAAAGAUACUCCUCCACCAAAGGGACCCCGGCAGGUGCGGGAAUUCCUAGGGUCGGUGGGGUAUUGCCACCUCUGGAUCCCUGGGUUUGCAGAGAUUGCCCGGCCCCUAUACGAAGGCUCUAGAGAGAAGGCAGACUGGGCUUGGUCACCUGCCAUGAACGAUGCCUUUCAGAGAUGCAAACAGGCCAUGCUAACUGCCCCUGCCCUAACCCUGCCAAACCCUGAAAAGCCCUUUCAGCUAUUUGUAGAUGAAAAGAAGGGAGUAGCUAAGGGGGUGCUGACCCAAUGACUAGGGCCUUGGGACAGGCCAGUAGCUUACCUGUCCAAAAGACUAGAUCCUGUGGCAUUGGGGUGGCCCCCCUGCCUGCGCAUCAUAGCUGCUGUGGCCUUAUUAGUCCGAGAUGCUGACAAGCUCACGUAUGGGCAGGCCCUUCGAAUAACCACUCCUCAUGCCGUUGAGGGCAUCCUUAAACAACCACCUAGUCAAUGGAUGUCUAAUGCCUACCUCACUCACUAUGAGGGCUUGUUGUUGAAUGCCCCCUGAAUCUCCUUCCAUGUGACGUCCGCCCUGAACCCUGCAACCCUGCUACCUGACCCCCCCACCAGACCAACCCUACAUGAUUGCCAGGAGAUCCUGGCUGAGACAGUGACGGCCAGAUCAGACCUGAAGGAUACCCCACUUCCCAACGCAGACCUGGUCUGGUUUACAGAUGGGAGCAGCCUCAUCCAGGAUGGGAAACAACAGGCAGGAACAGCAGUGGUGGAUGCAUUGGGGAACCUCAUCUGGGCAGCAGCGCUACCCAAGGGAACCUCGGCUCAGAAAGCAGAGUUGGUUGCCCUACAAAUGGCCCUUGAAAAAGCUGAAGGGAAGCGACUGACGGUAUACACAGACAGUCGGUAUGCCUUCGCCACCUUGCAUGUCCAUGCACCCAUCUACAGGGAGAGAGGGUUUUUCACCACAGGAGGUAAGGGGGUCAAAUACCUGGAAGAAAUCCAAGCACUCCUCUCUGCAGUUUGGUGACCCAAGGCAGUAGCUGUGGUCCAUAUCCCUGGCCACCAAAAAGGGGACCCUUUAGAGGCACGGGGAAACCGAGCUGCUGACCAGGCGGCGCGAGAAGCUGCCUUCCAUUCGCCCCUCCUCACCCUGCCCAUGAUCAUACCACCCCCUCCAUCUGGGGAUCCUCAAUACUCGAAACAAGACUUAGACUGGGUGGCACGGCACUAUGGAGUUAAAGACGGCCUGUGGUACAGAGACCCAGAAGACAACAGAAUCCUCCCUGAAGCGCUGGGACAGCUGCUCUGCACUCAUCUGCACCAUCUUUCUCAUCUGGGGGAGAAGAAACUUGCCCAGCUUCUGGACAAGGGACAACUGAGGUUCCCAGGCCGGGGAAACCUACUUAACACAGCUAGUAGCCGCUUGCCGGGCUUGCCAACUAAUGUGCUAAAACAGCCCAAGAAACUGAUGGAAGAGAUCAUUCCUCACUUCGGGUUCCCAGUAACCACUGGUUCUAACAACGUACCUGCUUUUGUGAGCAAGGUCCUUCAGGAACUUACAGCUGCCCUGGGGGUGGAUUGGAAAUUACAUUAUGAGUAUAACCCCCAGAGUUCCGGCCAGGUACCCUGGAUGCCCACAAAGCCCCAAGGGCCAGAGGAAUUCCGAGCCAUGCUCUUGAGGCUUGCAGAAGCCCACCGUGAUCUGUGGCUCAGAGAAUUCUUCCAACCCUCUCCUCUUCCCCCACACGACUUUGCACCUGGAGUUUGGGUGUGGGUUAAGCGGCACCAGUGUGCCACCCUCCAGCCCCGCUGGAAAGGUCCGUAUGUCACUCUUUUUAUCACCCCCUCUGCUUUAAAGGUUGACGGCAUUGGACCUUGGAUCCACCACACACAUGUUCGCCGAGCAGACCCACCUGAGCAGCCUGAACCCCAGUGGCAAGCCCGCAGACACCCUACGAACCCCCUCAAGAUUCGUCUCCUCAAAACAAAAGGGGAAACUCAUGGGCCUAACUAA
Molecule: messenger RNA, 4428 nt
Organism: Gracilinanus agilis (Agile Gracile Mouse Opossum)
Lineage: Eukaryota; Metazoa; Chordata; Mammalia; Didelphimorphia; Didelphidae
Biological process (GO): proteolysis; virion assembly
Molecular function (GO): aspartic-type endopeptidase activity; RNA-DNA hybrid ribonuclease activity; nucleic acid binding
Source: RefSeq, a predicted model, not a curated record